Messenger RNA from Larimichthys crocea (large yellow croaker), 1458 nucleotides. RefSeq lists its product as uncharacterized. The record is from RefSeq and is a predicted model, not a curated record. The transcript is spliced from 4 exons. Bases 98 to 1378 code for a protein of 426 amino acids. Lineage: Eukaryota; Metazoa; Chordata; Actinopteri; Sciaenidae.
CGGCCGACAGUCACCGAGUCCUGUCACCAAACCGUUCAGCAAUAAAUGCAGGUGAGGGGUGAGUCCGGCCUGAACACAGACGAUCCAUCCGGUACAAAUGGACGUCAGUGAGUGUGUCUUAUCGGCGGGCAGAGCCGUGCUGGACAUGGUGGAGCGGGAGUGGCAGCCGCUGUCCCCGGGCGAGCUGGAGCAGCGGCUGGACCAGGCGGUGGAGGAGAUGCUAGAAGCGGAGCUGAUGGAGAAGCUCCGAGCUCAGCCUCCUGCUGCGUGUGUGCAGCUGCUGCAGGGGCCAGCUCACCUGCAGCAGGGGCCAGCUCACCUGCAGCAGGGGCCAGCUCACCUGCAGACACACGUGUCACUGACUGCAACACCCAGCCCCCCAGAGGAGGAGACGGCAGAGCCCGGAGAGGACACUGCUGCAGUCAAGCACAUCGCAGACCUGCUUCAAAGCUCCAAAUCCAGGGCUCGAAUGGCCGGACGGGCUCGCUUAUCCCUUUCCCACACCGUCCUGCUGUCCCUCACCCUGCUCACUGAGCGUGUCAGCUACCGCUCUGUGUCUCGCCGCUUCCACCUGGAGAAAGGAAACAUCCACAGGAUCUUCUUUUCCUUCUGCGAGCGCAUCAACAUGUUGGAAGAGACGCUAAUCAGAUGGCCAGCUGGCACAGACGCUGUAGAGGCCCUUGUUCCAUUUUGCUGUCCAGAGAAGGAACAGGAGGAGCGGCAAGGUAUUCCUCAUGUCCUGGGAGUGUUGGGACACACCCGCAUCCCUAUCCGCCUGCCAAUAGGGAAACAUAAUGUGGAGAGCACAGUGCCUGAGGUGAAACGGAUGAAGAAGGAGGCCCACCCUGACUCCUGGCUAAACCUACAGCUCAUAUGCGACCACAAGGGCCGGUUCCUACACUGCAGAAUCAGUAAAGGAUCUGACGUGGACAGAGGCAGCGCCCUGAGAGACAAACUCAAACAGCAUCCUGAACUGAUGCCCUCCGGCUCCUGCCUCGUGGCCAGAGCCGGCUACCCGCUCACUGCUCAGAUUUUAACUCCAUACUCAGGGAGUCACGGACCUCGAGAGGAGCUCUUCAACAAGAUGCUGGAAGAGCAUUUUCACAUGCUGGAUCAGGCUAUUGCCAACCUGAGAGCGAGAUUUCAAAGGCUCAGGUAUCUGGAUAUUGGAAACUAUGAUCGAGCCAGAGCUGUUGUGCUGACUGCCUGCGUGUUGCACAAUGUGUUUUUGGACAUGGGACAAGUCGUUCAAGGACAAGUUGAGAAAGAGGAAGCCAUAACCCAGGAUGAGGAGGGAGAGGUGGACGAUGAAGGUUUACAAAGACGUGACGCCAUCUCAGAUUUGUUGUUUAAAAGCUUUAACUCUGGGAGCACGUGAUGCGACGAGACCUGAUGGAAAACUUGUGUUUAUAGAUGUAAAUGAAGAGUUCUGUCAUAUAAAGGUUUAUUUUAACAGAA